Messenger RNA from Parnassius mnemosyne (clouded apollo), 3488 nucleotides. Lineage: Eukaryota; Metazoa; Arthropoda; Insecta; Lepidoptera; Papilionidae. The record is from the annotation of a GenBank genome assembly.
ACUCUUUGUUUGAAUCAACGCGUAGUGUUUCUAUAUAGUUUGUGUUUGAAUCCCAAACGAUGGGCACUGGAAAAUUAUGUGGUUUAUGUCUGCAUUAUGUUGAGCGCAAUGUGUGCAUUUGUCAUCAGCUACGAUCUUCAUUCUGUACAGAUGUGCAGGGACGAGGCAAUGGCCAAACCGUAGGCGGUUAAUGGUCGUUAUGAACUUUCGGCCUGUGUAUUUAAAGCGGUUGUACCACGGAAUCGUUGGCAAUGUACCCGAAAUAAGAGUAUUAGCUGAGAUGUUGGCUGUUCCAUUUAACUGGGAGACUUCUGCAGGAUAUAAAAUAUUACUCAGGACAAUAUCAUUGUUACAAGACAACUCCUUCAAACAGAAUCUUUCAGCUAACUGUAAACGCCGCAAGGACAAUGGAGGACGCACUUCAUAUACAGAAGGCUUCACAUUUAGAGCGACCACAGUUGGGUAGUGGUAACUGCCCAUCGGGUCGUCAUGGAUGUGCCAUUCACAAAGAGGAGCUAAUGCGGAACUAACCAGAGCUAAAUCUAUUGCCGACUGAUUUCUGUUAGGAUACUGGACAGUUGUAGCUAUGUCACCAUCAUUCAGAAUACACAAGUCAAAGUCAUCAAUAAGUGCAUAUAAACUGUUACCUCUAUUAUUAUUUGUCUGACAUCCAAACAGGAUAUGGUGAGCAUUAAAAUCUCCCAUAAUAAGACAUGGCUUAGGAGUUUCUAGUAGCACCUUUUUCAUUUUGCUUGUAGCAGACCUGCUGCUAUUGGGAGGACAAUAUACACAUAGAAUAUGUAACUUACCCAUAGUUGUGUCUACGGAAAUGCAAAUAUUUUGCACAGAUUCGAAAAAAGUUGUAUUUACAAUAGUGUAUUUUAAGUUUUGUUUAAUUAAUAUACCUACUCCGUUAUGUUCAUUUACUGAGUUUUUGUGUAUAAAAUUAUAGGGUGAAAAAUCGGGAAUUGUACUAGUUGUUUUAAGCCAGGUUUCAUUUAAGAGACAGAUAUCUAUAUGUUGUUCCGAAAGAAAUUUUUUAAGUAAGGCCCUUUUGCUCUGUAAGCUCUGUAUGUUAUAUUGUGCUAUAUUCAAAUAUGUAUCCAUUAUGUUAUUAAAUUACUUAAAAGUAUGUCUUUAAUUCUUUUAUUUGUAAUCGGAGCGCUGCUCUUGUCAUUGCCAAGCAUAACUAAUGAUUUGACUAGCGCAUUAAUAAUUAACUCGUUGUUUAGUAUUUGCUCAGCAUUAUAUGAUACUUUAUUUAUGUCAGUAUCAACAGUCUUUACAGGUUUAAGGUUUGGGAAUGCUUUCGGGUCGGGCAUUGCUGGGAUACUCACCACAGUGGCAUACGAUCGGUUUGGUUUUAAAUACUUAUUCUUCUUCUCUUCCAUCUUUUGUUGCUUCACUGGACAGUUCCUAGAGAUGGCCAAGUGACCACCAUGACAGUUGAUGCACACAAUUUCUUCGACGUCGCAUUCUUUGUAGGAGUGUUGUCCAGAGCACGAAGAACACCUUUGAGAACCUCGGCAGACUUUUGCAGAGUGAUUAAACUUCAGGCAUUUGUAGCACUGUAGUAACGGAGGUAUGUAUAUGUGGACCGGGUAUCUGAACAUCUGUAUGUAGGCGUGCUGCGGCAGCGCUGUUGCAGCGAAGGUCACUGCAAUGGUCCCCAGCGGAGUGAGCUUUCCAUCUACCUUUCGCAUAAAUCUCUUGACGGAGAUGACUUCUGCAUCGCAGGUAAUGCUUUUGUAUAUGUCUUCAUUGCUUAAGUCUUUAGGUACGUAUCUUAUGACUCCAGUAAUUUCAGUGAGGUGCGCCGGCACGAACGCUUUCAAUUUGUGUUUUCCUAGAAAGUGUGUCAUGGUAAGGAAGUUAUUGGCCGGUGCUGGUUUUCUGAACGUUAUGCCCACUUUAUAUGCGUUCACUCUGUGGACGCCAGCGAUUCCUUUUACAUUUUCCGUAAAUACUUUGUAAGUGCUAUUGGAUUUUUGUUACCGAUUUUUUCCUUUUCUUGUGAUUCAACGUAGACUACGCAGUCUACGCUGUGGUUUUCUGGGAAUUGUCGCGUGUAAUUUGUUUUUGUGAAAAUUUUGUAGUCGACGGCAUUUCCUUUGCAAGUAUCAUGCAAUUUCCUUUUCUUUGAUUCUUGCUCGGCGGGGGCCGGGCCCCCGUCGGAAUCUGGACCCAUUGUAUUUACACUAUAUAUAGGUAUGUACUAAUUAACUAUUUACACGGAAAUUUACAACAAAUAUACAAAAUAAAAAGAAAUGAAAAUUCAGCAAAAAUUAAAACACCCGCUUAGCUUGAUUUCCCGCCGAAAUUCCAGUGACAUUUUAUUUUAGCUAGUGUUGGCAUAACAUUAAAUGGAAUUGUUACAUAGUACUAUGAUUGAGAUAAUGUAUUAUUGUAGGAAAUUCUUUGUAAGAGACUUAUUCUCAGCCAUAUUACCUUUAUUUUUGUUAUUACUGAUAGUACAUUUAUUACUUAUAAUAAUAUAAAAUAUUUUAUGGGUUGUGUUGGUAGUGUUACAAAGUGUAUACGAAAAUAGUAGGAAUAUACUAAAUGGCAACAUUUGAAUAGAGUAAGAUGAUUUCAGUGGAGUUUUGGCGGGAAAUUGACCGGCGGCGGUUUGCUGCUCCUGUAUUAUUGUUUAAAUAAUGGUUUGAAGUGGACUUUGAUAUGUAAAAGUGUUGCGAUUUUGUGUAUUAAGUGUCUACGCAUGUGAACUAUUAGUGGAAACAGUGAAACAAGUGCUCUGAUGGUGAUGGAUUCUCAAGAUAAGCUGUUUGUUUGCAUAGGUACCUUUAGAUACCAUCGCCAACUAUCAGCUGUCUGCUGGAUCAAGUUGCCGCCAAAAUCUCCCAAGAACUGCACAAUGUGACGCAUCAACAUAUUGUGAAGCAGUAUACUAUGAAGGAGUGAGGAAAUUACAAUAAACCGAAUAAAAAUACUUAAGACUUGGCCUAAAGGUCUAGAUACCAGGCCAUAAACUCCAAAAAAAAAAAAUGAUUGCAGUCAUUUGAUAUUCCCAAAAAUGUUUGUUUUUUUCUGUGGCUUUAAUUAAAAUACAUUUUUAUUUGAAAAAUCAUAGAAAAGUAAUACAACUCAUUUUAUAUAUAACUUAUUUCUAGACGCUAUAAUUUUUGUCAACUAUUUUUCUGCCAUUGCUUUUUUGGUUAUGGGUUGGUUUAGGGAACCUUUUAGCUUAGAGGUCGUCUAUGUGAUUGUGUAGGGGAUGUUGGUGAAAUUGGGCAUGAGAAAUUUGUAAAGAUGCUAGUGUGCGUGAAAAAUUAUUGUAUAUGCCGGCAGCUUAACUAUUACCCGAUUAACGGGAAAAUUUAUUUUAUGCUAUGGCUUAGUAGUUAAGUUCAUAGUUAUGAAUGUAUUCCAGAAAUACUUAUAAAUGAAUAGUUUAAUAAAACGAAUGUAUCAAUAUAUUUGUGUAUAUUAUGUAUAGGUUUUUCUUCUGAAUAAAUGACAUAUAAAUG